GUCCUUUGGCUAAUGGGAAAGACCACGCAGAAGCUAUGGAGUUGCUUUUUGUGCUUGACAAAAGUGCAUAGAUAGAAGACAGGGAUUCCUGGCUGGGAGGAGGGAGGAGAGCUGAAGAUCUCUGCCUGGGCUGGCUGAUCUAAGCAGUCAAAGUGGGAAGCUGAGUGCUUGAAAGAGGAUUAUGCUCGAACUAGAAAUAAGCAGUAAGUGAGCGAAUAACAAUUAUGGCUUAGAAAAGGAUUAAUCCCCCUGGGGUUAUGGGGUGAACUAGAAAAUAUUGCUUAACUCUAGAGUAAAACUGUAAGGCUUCUGACUCUGUGUACAGUUGUGUGCUGUUUGGAGACUGGGGCUUAAAUACAAAAUCAGAGCUCUAAAUGCCUCCUCCCACUCUUGGAAAAUGCCAACUUCUACUUAGAGUAGUUGUGGAUAUAAUCUCCUUCCCUGACCUAGCCUUUUCCCAGGAAAAUAAACUCCUAAAUCAGAUAAGGAGUUGAGAUUAAAUUGGAAAGGUGGAAUUUGGUGGUGGUAGAAUUGCAGCCUUGAAUUAAGUUCGGUGAAUGCCGACAUUGUUGUAUCAGUUAGCAGUGAUUUGUUCAUCACAAGAAAUUCGGGGGUGGGGCAUUAAAAAGGGAAUAUUGAGAGCUUUUAUGACAAAGAGGCUGAAUAGUCUAUAUGCGUAGGAUGAAAUAUAAAAAUAUAUAUAAUUAAUAAUAGAUGGGGUAUUUUCAAAAGCGUUAAACUAGAACAGUAGUCAGGAAACCUAGAAGUGCUAGGAUAAAAAUUAGUUAGAAAGGAAGAAAUUUUAGUUUCAGUGGUUUUUUGUGCUAGCCAAAAAUUUCACAAUGUUUACAAAGUCAAGACAAUGAUUCAGGGAUACUUAGAUUAUUGUCAUACAUUAUAAAUACCGUUGCUGGGCAAGAUCUGUGGUUCUUUGGUCAGCAAGUUCUGGCAAUGAAACCACUGCCGCUGGUGCAAAGAAUUCUGGGAUGUCUGACAGUGAAAUGGAUGGAAGGACCCACAUUCCAUCUCUACUUAAUGUCCUUUUGUCCAGAAAUCGGGUCAUGCAAAUGAGCUACUUGAAAAGUAAAGAAAAAGGAUAUGGAAAACUAAGCAGUGAUGAAGACCUCGAAAUAAUUGUUGAUCAAAAGCAGGGAAAAGGCUCUAGGGCGGCAGAUAAGGCUGUUGCCAUGGUGAUGAAGGAGAUACCGAGGGAGGAGUCUGCUGAAGAAAAGCCCCUCCUAACUAUGACAUCACAGCUGGUGAAUGAGCAGCAAGAAAGCAGACCCCUCUUGAGUCCCUCCAUCGAUGACUUUCUCUGUGAAACCAAAUCGGAGGCAAUAGCAAGGCCAGUAACGUCCAACACAGCCGUAUUGACCACAGGCUUAGAUCUCCUAGACCUCAGUGAACCCGUCUCUCAAACCCAAACCAAAGCCAAGAAGUUGGAGGCCUCAUCGAAAACCUCAUCCCUCAAGAAAAAGGCUGAUGGACCUGAUCUCAUCAGUGCAGAUGCUGAGCAGAGAGGCCAGCCACUCCGAGGCCCGGAGACAUCAUCCUUAGAUUUAGACAUUCAAACACAACUGGACAAAUGGGAUGAUGUUAAGUUUCAUGGAGAUCGAAAUAGCAAGGGGCACCCAAUGGCAGAGAGAAAAUCAUGCUCAUCUAGAACUGGAUCAAAAGAACUCUUAUGGUCCUCAGAGCACAGAUCUCAACCAGAACUAAGUGGUGGCAAAAGUGCCCUGAACUCUGAGUCGGCUUCCGAGCUGGAAUUAGUGCCUCCAACACAGGCUCGACUGACCAAAGAACAGCGCUGGGGAAGUGCAUUACUUUCCAGAAACCACUCCUUAGAAGAAGAAUUUGAAAGGGCAAAAGCAGCAGUAGAGUCAGAUACAGAGUUUUGGGAUAAGAUGCAAGCAGAAUGGGAAGAAAUGGCCCGGAGGAACUGGAUAUCAGAGAACCAAGAAGCUCAGAACCAAGUUACAAUCUCAGCUAGCGAGAAGGGAUAUUACUUUCACACUGAAAAUCCCUUCAAGGACUGGCCUGGAGCAUUUGAAGAAGGCUUAAAAAGACUGAAGGAAGGGGACCUGCCCGUCACCAUCCUGUUCAUGGAAGCAGCGAUUCUUCAGGACCCCGGAGACGCAGAGGCCUGGCAGUUCCUCGGGAUAACCCAGGCGGAGAAUGAAAACGAACAAGCAGCUAUUGUCGCCCUCCAGAGGUGCUUAGAAUUACAGCCCAACAACUUGAAAGCUUUGAUGGCUCUGGCUGUGAGUUACACUAACACCGGCCAUCAGCAGGAUGCAUGUGAAGCUCUGAAGAACUGGAUUAAGCAAAAUCCAAAAUACAAAUACCUUGUGAAGAGCAAGAAGGGAUCUCCAGGCCUUACCCGGAGGAUGUCCAAGUCUCCAGUUGAUAGCUCUGUUUUGGAAGGAGUUAAGGAAUUGUAUCUGGAAGCCGCGCACCAAAAUGGAGAUAUGAUUGACCCAGAUCUACAGACAGGUCUUGGGGUACUGUUCCACCUGAGCGGAGAAUUUAACAGAGCAAUCGAUGCAUUUAACGCUGCCUUAACUGUUCGGCCAGAGGACUAUUCGUUAUGGAACCGGCUCGGGGCAACGUUGGCGAACGGAGACCGCAGUGAGGAAGCCGUGGAGGCCUACACCCGCGCGCUGGAGAUUCAGCCCGGCUUCAUCCGAUCCAGAUACAACCUGGGAAUCAGCUGCAUCAAUCUGGGCGCCUACAGAGAAGCGGUCAGCAACUUUCUCACUGCCCUCAGUUUGCAAAGAAAGAGCAGGAAUCAACAGCAAGUCCCUCAUCCCGCGAUCUCGGGGAAUAUCUGGGCCGCCCUCAGAAUCGCACUCUCUCUGAUGGACCAACCGGAACUCUUCCAGGCAGCUAAUCUCGGUGACCUGGAUGUCCUCCUCCGAGCUUUCAACUUGGAUCCUUGAAGAAAAAGAAAACAAUUAAAAAUAGUAAAUCCUUGUCUGUGUAAUUGUACCGAGAAAGGCAAAACUAUUUUAUUAUGAAUUCAAAAAAAAGGACUAACCAGACGUCCAAAAGGCCAUGGUGAGACAACACAAGGGAAUUCCUAUAGACAACGCCCAGACUCUGUUCAGAUUCAAAAGCACAAAGUGUUGUAUGUAGAGUCAAGGUUGGGCUCGAAAGAAGAACCAAGAGACACAAAGACAAACCAAGAUGCAAGAACAGUGUGAAUACUCUUCACGAGCUGCACGUGUACUCAGAACAUGUCCUUUAGGGGUUUUUGUCCCCCCCUUGCAGCUGAUACUCAUCGAAGGAACUUGCUCAUGGGACACGUGGAGAAAGAAAGCACUGCCUCUGAUCAGGGAAUUCUGACUGUUUCUGAACUAUCCCCCUCAACUCCCCCUUUUACAACAUAGUUCGGGCCAGGGUGCAUGCACACGUAUUAACUCUCGCCUACAGAGAGGCAUUGCUUAAACCUGUUCCAGUUGUAACUUUUACUGUGGCCCUUCGAUUCCAGACAGGGAGCUUUGCUGGCAAAAGCAGUUUUUGCACUAGAAAUUUUUGCUGUUCCCAAUCAAAACUUUUCUGGGACUGUAUACGUGCACUUUAAUAUCUUAUGUAUGCCUUGCUGGAGUUUUGUUUCGUUGCUCCAAUUUUUAACUUAGGGGUGAAAAGACUUGAGAACUCGGCCUUGUUAGAUCAAUGGACCAAAUAAAAAUUCCUGAGAAUAGUUUUUCAUAGUGUAAAGUUUUGAAAGAGUUUUUCUCAAAGCAGGUAUGACAUAGGAUAUAAAUAUGUCAAACACAGAUCUUACUCACAUGCUUUCUGGGACUGUAUGAACUUAAGCAAAAGAAAAUGUACCGUCCCGUCAUGCAUUCUCUGCAGGGAGGAAUUUUGAUGACAACGUGAUUUCUAUAGAGUUAACAUUAACUUGCUUAAAUGUCAUAUUUUACUUGCUUUCUAACUGCCUUGCACACCAAUAUUCCUUUUAAACCAUUAAUAUUUUAAAUAGUAUUUCAUAAGAGUGAUACCUUUUUUCCUAAAAAUUGUUUUCUUAGUUCCAUAAUAAUCUGCACUGUUCUCCCUUUUGCAUUCUAAGUGAUAGAAUAUCAAUAUUUUCUAGCUGAAUCUCACUGAAUGUCAGAGGUUUAAUACGAAAGAUGCAUGCCCCUUUGGCUCUCAUUUUGAAUAUUUAUCAAAUAUCAGGAAUUAUCUGUUGGUGGUGGUGUUUUUAUUUAGUUGAUUAUGUUCUGCUCAGUUCUUCAUGGUAUAUUGUGCCCAUUGGGGCUUGGUGAUUAUUUGGAAUGACAUCAUUUUUUAAAGAAUUAGAAAAAUUGUUUGCAAAAUGCUAACCGAAAUAUAAUAUCACCAACGUCCAAUUCUAGCAAUUGGCCCUGGUAAGUGGUUCCAUUCUUCUUUGUCUUUUCUCCUUCCGUCUUCCAGAACCUUCCCCAAAGCAAUCUGAUCCCAACUAUUUCUUCACGUUCUUUGGUUAGCAGUAGCUGAUCACUCUCAUGAUGGUAGUUACCAAGCAAACAACAUUUGAGUCAAGACAGUUUAAUUGACCCAGGAGUUAGCUUCUCCUGGGGGGAAAUGUGUAGGCAGAAAUCCUCUCCUGGGGUAGGAAGGGGCCUCGAGGCAACAGAAAACCACAAGUCAUUGAGGUUUGCGUAUUUUACAACAAUAGAGAGUUUUAUUAAGUUUAUAAGGACAAAGAUUUGAGGGCCCAACAGUGUGCCCAGCUUUCGUCUUCAUUGUCGAAGCUCCUUGGGCAAAGGUGAUGCCCCAGCCGGGCAGCAGAGACAUUAAGGCUUUCACCGUUGGGCAGUAGUGACAAGCCAGUCUUCCUCUACUCCCCUCCAGUCUCAGAAGCAAACAAAGCUCAACAAUAUUGUCAAGAAUAUUCUUUAGAAUUUUAGAAUCCUAGAGAUCAGUCUAGGAAAGACUCUUGGGGCCAGUCUCCAAGUUGAUGGCAGCUGCCUGCUUCAAUAGCCCUGAUAGACGGGCAUCAUUCUCUGCCUGCUCCUCCUCCCAGUUUCUGUGCAUUCACUGGCUGGCGAGCUGAUUUGCAUCCAUCAUAGUCCAUUAGGAGCCUCUGAACAUGGGAUUCAAAGCAAACUUCACAGGUUUCUGUUUACGAUGCCGUUCUAUACUUUCAACAGUAACUGAAUUUGCAAUAGUAACAGGCUGUUUUCUUAGCUUUGCUGGCGCUACAUACAUGACGUCAGUUAACAGUUUAAAACCUGACAGUAGGGUAAGUGCAGCAUACUUUGAUUUAAUUUGAUUGUUUCUAAGUGGUGGAAGAUUUUGCAGCCCAAGUUUUAUGUUGCUGUCAGAAUACAAAGUGAUUUCAGAGGACGGUAGACAAUUUUCCAUUCCCAUCAUAAUUUGAUAAUUUGCAGAACAUUCAGUAGGACUUUCUCCAGUAUAUCUAGUGUCCAUCAGAACCAAGAUUUUCAUAGUCCGUUGCCCGUCAGGAAGUCCAAGACAUUUUUCAACAAUAUUUUUAAAUAAAAUUAAGUAAAAACAGUUACUAAGAAACAAGUGAAAGUUUAUAGAAAUCAGAGCACUACCAAAAAUUAGUAAGAUUAUAGAACAGUUUUUAUUGUACACAUUUUUAAAGUGUACACACAUUCUUUUAAGGCAGAAUUGUUUUGGGUAUCUUACCCUGGUGGUGUGAAAUUGACAAUUACUUUUUUCCAUUUCAAAGGGCAAGGUGUUCUCAUUCCUUUCUGUAUGACUGAGUAAGGAAGCAAGGAGGCUACUGUUUUACUAGAAUGGCCAUUCAGUUGCUUAGAUGUACUUUCAAGAACGAUUUCACUAGUAGAUUGGAUGAAAAUGCAGAGAAAGCCGGUGAUCAUUGCUGAAUUUCAAAAUAUGUUACAGCUAUGUCUACUGGGCUAUUUCCAUGUGCCGCUCUACCUUACAGUGGGAGGAGAUAGAGGGAUAAGGAAGAGAAGGAGUAAAUCAUCCCCUUACUGGGCCAAUCAUACUGAGUCAUCAUUCCCCUUGCUUUCUCUUAAGAUUAUUUCCCA
Messenger RNA from Ailuropoda melanoleuca (giant panda), 6008 nucleotides. It is a transcript of the gene PEX5L, whose product is annotated as peroxisomal biogenesis factor 5 like. NCBI's taxonomy places the organism in Eukaryota, Metazoa, Chordata, Mammalia, Carnivora, Ursidae. Gene Ontology annotation, molecular function: protein binding. Gene Ontology annotation, biological process: protein import into peroxisome matrix, docking. Gene Ontology annotation, cellular component: cytosol; peroxisomal membrane. The coding region runs from base 987 to 2939 and encodes 650 amino acids. The transcript has 15 exons. The record is from RefSeq and is a predicted model, not a curated record.